ACACCUUUACCUCCCGCUUCUCGCUCGUGUCUCCGUGACCGGCGAAGCAACGGCGCGAGGAACAAACUUUUUUCGACGACCGAUUCCUCAUUCUCGAUCCGUUUUUCCAUCGAGUAGCUCGAUUCGAAGAGAGGAGCAAGUUAGUCCAGGAAGAAGGGAGAGAGAAACAGAUGGGAGAACGAGGAAGGACUGGUCCAACAUCGUAAGAAGAUUGGUCGAUCGGGAGGUGUGGAGGCAGAAUGCGGUGAUCGAGAGUAAUAAACGUGAUAAAGAAGCCUUCGAAAGGCUUCAGGCCGAGGCAACCAUGCUGUUGCCGGCCGAUAUGCUGGCGGCUCAAUCCAAGAUGGUGUACCAGAUCAACAAGUAUUUCGGGGAGCGUGUGAUGACCAGGAAGAGCCAGGUGAUGAAGACGAUCCAAGAGGUGUGUCGCGUGGUUCAGGACGUGUUGAAGGAAGUCGAGGUGCAGGAGCCAAGGUUCAUCUCCUCGUUGACCGAUUACAACGGCCGUUUCGACGGCCUCGACGUGAUCUCGCCGACGGAGUUCGAAAUCGUGAUUUACCUGAAUCAAAUGGGGGUCCUGAAUUUCGUGGACGACGGAACGUUGCCCGGAUGCGCGGUGCUGAAGCUUAGCGACGGACGAAAGAGAUCCAUGUCCCUUUGGGUGGAGUUCAUCACCGCGUCCGGUUACCUGUCCGCCCGGAAAAUUCGCUCGCGAUUUCAAACGUUGGUGGCACAGGCCUGCGACAAGUGUGCCUAUAGGGACUCCGUGAAGAUGAUAGCGGACACGACGGAAGUAAAACUCCGGAUUAGGGAGAGAUACGUGGUACAAAUAACGCCGGCGUUCAAGUGCGCCGGCCUCUGGCCCAGAUCGGCUUCCCAUUGGCCCAUCGCGCACAUACCUUGGCCACAUCCUAAUAUCGUGGCCGAGGUGAAAACGGAGGGUUUCGACAUGUUGUCGAAGGAGUGCAUCGGUUUGCAGGGCAAACAAUCGGCUAUGGAGGGCGACGCCUGGGCGUUAUCCUUCAUAGACGCCGAGAACCGUUUGCUUCAGGGUGGUAGCAGGAAACGUUGCCUGAGCAUUUUGAAAACUCUGAGGGACAGACACCUCGAUCUACCCGGAAAUCCGGUGACCAGCUAUCACAUGAAAACCUUGUUGCUCUACGAAUGCGAGAAACACCCGCACGAAGCGGAAUGGGACGAAACGUGCAUCGCGGAUCGCAUCAACGGGAUCCUUUUGCAAUUGAUCUCUUGCCUGCAGUGCCGCAGGUGUCCGCACUAUUUCUUGCCGAACCUGGAUCUGUUCAAGGGCAAGUCGCCUAGCGGUUUGGAGAACGCGGCUAAGCAAGUGUGGAGACUCACCAGGGAGUUGUUGACCAACAGUCGUGCUCUCGAGAAGCUAUAGUGAAGAAGAAAUUUCUGAUCUGUGCGAGAGGAUGAGGAAGAAAAUCUCUUGUUGUGCUUCGAGAAGAAGUUAUGGGUACCUGAAAUCGGGGGCCUACUUCUGGAAGAGAAUCUUCGAGCAAGCUGCUCGAUCAUGAUUAACGCGUUCGUCGAAGAAUCUCGUUUCGAAGCCGCGCAGUGUGUGCCCGCGAGGGGAAUAAUCGCGCGUGUGUGAUUUUGUGGAGGACGCCGAGGACGAUCGAACCAGUGCCAUAAAUACGCCGACGUUGACAGUCUCUGUUUCAGUUUCGAAUCGCCGACGGCAAUCGGAUCACGAUACUCCAACCACGAUACUUAACUCUUAACCGGUGUUACUCGAUUUCGUCGCUACGUUUAUAUACUGGUCCCAAUUAAGAGACGACGAUAGAGAUAUUAUAUCGAUACGAUUGUGAUUGUUAUACGAUGAAGAAAUCGUAGAUCGAGAUGAAUAUUAUGUGAACACGAGAUGAAUACGAUAAAUAGUUGGAGAAGUAUGGACGAGAAUGAGUGAAGAACCGCGUUUCAGACUCACCGGUUGUGGGUUAUGCUUGAUUCAUCCUGUCUCUUUCCCUCUGUCAUUAUGUACAUACUACUUGCAAAGAUAUUUAUUGAAAGUGUACACGAGAUAUGUGAAAUACAAUGCUAUUUAUAUGGAACCGUAGCCGGAGUCGUCAUUUUCGUCCGUCGAGGGCAACACACACCCACUCCUCACCUACUCGAAAUUCACAUGGAAGUCUAACUGUCGUAAAUAUUGUUUGAACGUAUCGUUAAACGGUUUCUCGAGCAUUAAACCCUGGCUUGGUUAGUCCUCGUAAAUAUUGUUCUCGCGUCUUUUUGCCACUAAAUAUCGAGACUUUCGAAUAAAAAUCGAAUAAAAAUUCCACUUCUUGGUUCAAGCUUAAAUAGUGUUCGAAAAAAAAAAUAACGUCCCGAUAAAGUAGCACUCUGACAAGUUUGUAUUUCUUUUUUGUGUGUUUCAUUUCUUCGGUUUCGAAGAAAUCUUUGUCGCCAAAGCAAUCUUCCAUUUUUGUUUGUCUUCGAUACAUAAAAUUAAACGAAGACCGAGUUUUCAAGUGUGAGAUAUUGAAUUUUCUAGUCUUGACGAUUGUAAAUGUAUUUUACGCUUAAAUAUCACUUUUAGUUAUUUUUAGCGAAGGUUCAGUUUCCGGUUUUUCUAUUGGUUUUGUUCGUCGAUAAGCAAAUUGCAUUUUAUCGCCACGAGGAAACUUUGCUCGUUAUUUAUACGAUUCGGAUUGUAUACUGCUUUUUUCAAACAUAGAAUCCUUAUUGUGUUUAUCUUUGUGGAGUAUGAGAAUUAUUUGUUAUGCGGUAAUAUUCAUGAAACAUUAACUAAC
Messenger RNA from Apis laboriosa (Himalayan honeybee), 2774 nucleotides. Its product is annotated as protein mab-21. Lineage: Eukaryota; Metazoa; Arthropoda; Insecta; Hymenoptera; Apidae. Bases 305 to 1402 code for a protein of 365 amino acids. The transcript has a single exon. The record is from RefSeq and is a predicted model, not a curated record.